Cotesia glomerata is the source of this 1575-nucleotide messenger RNA. RefSeq names its product N-acetylglucosamine-6-sulfatase-like. Lineage: Eukaryota; Metazoa; Arthropoda; Insecta; Hymenoptera; Braconidae. Bases 25 to 1506 code for a protein of 493 amino acids. Gene Ontology annotation, molecular function: N-acetylglucosamine-6-sulfatase activity; glycosaminoglycan binding. The record is from RefSeq and is a predicted model, not a curated record. The transcript is spliced from 9 exons. Gene Ontology annotation, biological process: glycosaminoglycan metabolic process.
AUCUAACAGGUUAAAUAAUUUAUAAUGAUGAAGCCCAUGUAUUUAUUAUUUUUUUUAUUAAUAAAACUUUCUAUAUUUGUCGACGGAAGAAAUAUUGUAUUAAUAAUUGCUGACGAUUUGGACUCGUUACUCGACGGAAUGACACCACUUAAAAACAUCCAAGACAUCAUAGGAAAAAAUGGAGUAUCUUUUUUGAAUUGUUUUGUAGCAUCGCCAAUAUGCUGUCCAAAUAGAGCAUCUAUUUUGACAGGACGAUACCAGCAUAAUCAUUUGACUUUAAAUAACUCUUUAUCUGGAGGAUGUAAUAGUAUAGAAUGGCAAAGAACUCACGAAAAGCGAACAUUUGGUACGAUUCUUAAAAACCAAAAAAAUUAUAGAACAUUUUACGCCGGUAAAUAUUUGAAUGAAUACGGAGCAGAGUCAGCAGGCGGACCAAGCCACGUACCAUCCGGAUGGGAUUGGUGGGCUGGAUUAUUAGGUAAUUCGAAGUACUAUAAUUAUACAUUGUCGAUAAAUGGUACCACAAAAUUUUAUUCAGAUAAAACCGAAGACUAUUUGACAGAUGUGAUAGCUGGAAUGGCUGUUGAUUUCAUUCGAAGUUAUGAUAACUCCACUCAACCAUUUCUCAUGGUUCUUGCACCUCCAGCACCACAUGCACCAUUCACACCAGCUGUGAGACAUAAUGAUAAAUUUAGAGAUAUUAAGGCAAAACGGACACCCAAUUUCAAUUCAUUUACUCAAUUGGAUAAACAUUGGUUGGUGCGGAUGCAUCCAUCUCCACUUCCAAAUGAAAUAUUAACAAAGCUAGAUUUUAUAUAUAGACGACGCUGGGAAACACUAUUAUCGAUAGAUGAUUUAGUAGAAAAAAUACAUCAAACGUUAAAAUUGGAAAACUUUUUGAACGAUACAUUUAUAAUAUUUACGUCUGAUAAUGGAUAUCACAUUGGACAAUUUAGCAUGCCAUUUGAUAAAAGGCAGCUUUAUGAAAGUGAUAUUCGAGUGCCUUUGUUGAUUCGUGGACCAGGGAUAGAAUUUUCACAAGUAACAACACCUGUGAGUAGUGUUGAUCUAUUCAACACGAUUUUACAAAUCGCAGGAAUUGAUGGAAUGUCAGAUGGAAUAUCAGUACUAUCAAAAAACAUUUCUCAGGAUCGAACGGUACUAAUUGAAUACAAAGGAGAGAAAUCUUUGAAUUAUUACAAUACAACCUGCGCAAACGAGUUCGACUUAAAUUUAUACGGCUGCGAUAAAAGUAUGGCUUGCAAGUGUCAAGAUUCUGCUAAUAACACCUAUUCUUGUAUUAGAAGGUUUUCCAAACGGUAUAACAAUAUAUAUUGUAUCUUUGAUGAUGAUGAACAAUAUAUUGAAGCGUAUAAUUUAAAUGAAGAUCAAUAUCAAAUGAAUAACAUUGGAUAUAAAAUCGAUAACCAUCAACAAGAUAAGUUUCAAAAACAUCUAAAUAACAUGAAGAAAUGCCUUGGAUCUGACUGCAUUUUACUCAGUUAAAAAAAAUUAACGAAAUGGUUAGUAAUCCCAUACUAAUAGAAAAAUUAAUAUUUUUUUUUUUUUUUAUUU